This is a messenger RNA of Lates calcarifer (barramundi perch), 5371 nucleotides long. RefSeq names its product acyl-CoA synthetase long chain family member 3b (gene acsl3b). The transcript is spliced from 15 exons. The record is from RefSeq and is a predicted model, not a curated record. Gene Ontology annotation, cellular component: lipid droplet; endoplasmic reticulum; plasma membrane. Gene Ontology annotation, biological process: long-chain fatty acid metabolic process; neuron differentiation; long-chain fatty-acyl-CoA metabolic process. Gene Ontology annotation, molecular function: long-chain fatty acid-CoA ligase activity. NCBI's taxonomy places the organism in Eukaryota, Metazoa, Chordata, Actinopteri, Centropomidae. Bases 322 to 2457 code for a protein of 711 amino acids.
GUCACUCGGUAGCUUCCGGGCUGGCAGUACUGGUCCCGGUGAUGCUAUGAUUUACAGUUUUACUCAAUUUUAGAUUCGUUUUUUAUGACAGACUCACGGGUGUGAUUUAUAAUCAUAUACGCUGCGUUGAAAGAUUAUAUCAAUAUCAUGUCAGAGCUCGGGUUACAAGGAUAAAUACACUUGUUCCAGUCCCGCAGCGGUUCAGGCGUAGCGGUUGAGAAAAGAGGUCUGCACAAAAGAAUUCCCUCCUGCAACCUUCUCCCUCAGCAGCAAGUCACAAUAUUCACAGAGCAGUGACCAGUGCAAACUUCGUCCUUAAAGAUGAAGUUGAAGGAGGACAUGAACCCCCUGUUGCUCCAGGUCUUCCGUUCUGUGGUCUGGGUCUACUCUGUCAUCACCUUCAUACCCUGGUACUUCUUCUCGGGAGCAGGCACCAAUCUGGAUCGUGCUCGUCGGAUCAAGGCACGUACGGUUAGCGGACACCCAGCGGGGCCUUACAGGGCCAUUAAUAGCCAACAGAAGCUGGUAGCAUGGCUGCACCCUGGGGUGGACACCCUGGACAAAAUGUUUGAACACGCUGCUGGGAGGUUUCCACAGAGAGACUGUCUGGGCACCAGGGAGGUGCUCAGUGAGGAGGAUGAGCUCCAGCCUAAUGGGAAGGUCUUCAAGAAGGUAAUUCUGGGGAACUACAACUGGCUGUCGUACGCGGAAGCCUACGAGGCAGCAAAGUGUUUCGGCAGUGGCCUCGCAGCUCUCGGGCAGAGGCCUCAGUGUAACAUCGCCAUCUUCUGUGAGACCAGAGCAGAAUGGAUUGUGGCAGCACAAGCCUGCUUCAUGUACAAUUUCCCACUUGUGACCCUGUAUGCCACUCUUGGACCCAUGGCCAUCGCUCACGGCCUGAACGAGACUGAGGUCACACACAUCAUCACAAGCAAAGACCUGCUUCAGAGCCGACUUAAGGCCAUACUUUGUGAUGUGCCGAGGCUACGGUAUAUCAUUGUAGUUGACAGUAAGCCCACAAGCUGGCCAGACAUCCCCAGAGGCAUCAUGGUCCUCAACAUGGACGCUGUGAAGGAGAUGGGAUCCAGGCCUGAUAAUAUAGCAGUUGACCGCAGACAGCCACAGUCCUCGGACAUCGCCGUCAUCAUGUACACCAGCGGCUCCACAGGCAUCCCCAAGGGUGUCAUGAUCUCCCAUGGCAACAUCAUUGCUGGCAUCACUGGCAUGGCUGAGCGAAUCCCUGACCUCAAUGAGACAGACACCUACAUUGGCUACCUGCCGUUGGCCCAUGUUCUAGAGCUCAGCGCUGAACUGGUGUGCAUCUCUCAUGGCUGUCGCAUCGGCUACUCCUCCCCUCAGACUCUAGCUGACCAGUCGACCAAAAUAAAGAAGGGCAGUAAAGGGGAUACCAGUGUGCUGAAACCUACUCUCAUGGCUGCCGUACCAGAGAUCAUGGAUCGAAUCUACAAGAAUGUGAUGACAAAAGUGGAGGAGAUGAGCAAGCUCCAGAAGACGCUCUUUGUGCUGGCUUAUAACUACAAGAUGGAGCAGAUCUCUAAGGGCUACAGUACGCCUCUCUGUGACAGUCUGGUGUUCAAACGGGUGCGCGCGCUCCUGGGAGGGAACACGCGGGUGCUGCUUUCUGGCGGUGCUCCACUCUCGGCUGCCACACAGCGCUUCAUGAACAUCUGCCUGUGCUGCCCCGUGGGGCAGGGCUACGGUUUGACGGAGACCUGUGGAGCUGGCACCAUCAGUGAGGUUUGGGACUACAGCACGGGACGGGUCGGUGCUCCGCUUGUUUGUUCAGAGAUCACACUCAAGGACUGGGAGGAGGGUGGUUACUACAGCACAGACAAGCCUAACCCACGGGGAGAAAUCUUGAUCGGGGGGCCCAACGUAACAAUGGGUUACUACAAAAACGAAGCCAAGAACCGCGAGGACUUUUAUGUGGAUGAGAACGGCCAGAGAUGGUUCUGCACCGGAGACAUUGGAGAGUUCCACCCGGACGGCUGCCUCAAGAUCAUUGACCGUAAGAAGGACCUGGUGAAAUUGCAGGCAGGCGAGUAUGUCUCUCUAGGAAAAGUGGAGGCUGUUCUGAAGAACUGCCCUCUCAUUGACAACAUCUGUGCCUAUGCCAACAGUGACCAGUCGUACGUAAUCAGCUUUGUGGUGCCAAACCACAAGCAGCUUAUGGCACUGGCGGAGCAGAUGCAGGUGAGGGGCACAUGGGAGGAGAUCUGCAACAACUCUCAGAUGGAGAAAGAGGUCCUCCGCAUCAUCACUGAGGCUGCUAUCUCAGCAAAACUGGAGCGAUUUGAGAUCCCCAAGAAGAUCCGGCUGAGUUCUGAGCCCUGGACACCAGAGACCGGCUUGGUCACUGAUGCAUUCAAACUGAAACGCAAGGAGCUCAAAACACACUACCAGGAAGACAUUGAGAGGAUGUACGGAGGAAAAUAACACAUAGACACACUCCAAAACAACGCAUAAACAUAUACACAUAUAUACUUGCACGCAUUACAUAAGGAGCUCAGAAGCCACUACCAGGACAAACUUGGAGAGGAGUUAUACUUUAGAUACAGGUAACACACACACACACACACAUUAAUACAGACACAUAAAGCGUCUCAUACACCUCCUCCUCGGCUUCCCUGCGACCAGCUUCGAUCAAAGGAGGGGGGACAGUAACUCUUGAAUCCCUCUUAAUGCUCUCUGUCAAGAGAGAGUCAGAAAAAAGGCAGAAGGUCCCUCACAGACAACUGAACCAGCCAGACGUGCACGUGUGGUGCGAAUGCAUCCGCCACACCUCUUUGAUGGAUUUUUGUAGCCCUUUGAGUUGUCAUGACGACCGAGGUGGCACACGAAGUCGGAAACGUCUGCACGACUUGAAGCAAAACAAAUGUCAGGCUAGACGAAUCUGGAUCAAUGUCAGCGCGCGCUUCCCACCCCUACCCCCUCUCUAUUGCUUCUCUUCCCACCCCCUCCCCUGCUCCCUGGAGCCUUCCACCAGUUGAGCAUGGUCGUGGACUUGCAGUGCAGAUACCUGGCAGGGAAAAUUGGGGUAGCAUGAGCCUAAUAGAGGGAUCCCUCCUGGGCUUUAAGUAACAUUCAGGUUGGAAUCUAUGCAGGGAUCUCUAUUAUCUUUAAUUUUCUUUUUUUUAAUGUGUCGCUUUGUUUCUUUCAUGUUUGGUUUGUCAGCUUUGAAACUCAUUUGAUGAGGGGUUUUUUGUGUGUAUGUGCAAGGACUCUGUGUUGUAAAGCCAUGAGAGAUUGAGCAUUAAGAUGUUUUUAAAAUACUUUUUCUUACUGUUAUUUUAUUAUUGAGGGUUUGUUUUUCUUUAUCCUCUUGUUUUUUUUUUAAUUGCCGUUUUGUUUAUGCUAAUUAUACUUUAAUGAGCUUUGUUUACAAGCUUUUUUUUUCCCUUUUCUCCCAUUGUUUGCCUGUGUCCCAAAGUUUGUACAUUUGAGUGUGUAUUCACUGACUUGACUAGUAGAAGCGAUCCAGUCUUGAGUCCCUUCUGCUCUUGGCCUUUGCAGCAUAGUCAGACAUCAGUAGUAAAAAGGCAUCCAUUUUUCUAUCCCUGCUCUUUGCCCCAGCGUUCAUUUUUGUCCAUAUCCCAGCAGCCCCCCCUGAAUGCCCCCCAACCUGUGUCUUAUUGGCUCUUUUGUUGGCAUCACUGACAUAACAGCAGCCCUGCCGCAUCUGCCACGUAUUCCUCCAGUCGUGACCAAUGCACCGUAUGGAUGUCUCCAAGGGAACUUAGCCUACUGUAGAAAAAUAGUUACACUAGUUAGCCUUUCAUUGGUUGCCCCCCAUGGUUACUUUUUUGGUGCAUCUGUGCAUUAUGUCCUUUUUGCCAUAGGUCUAGUUACUGUUACUUUUAUCUUUUUUAUUUUUUAUUUCUGAAUAUAAAAUACAAAAUGAAUGUGCAAUAUUUAUACUCAAAUUUUAACGUAAAGUAUGUAGGAAGGAUUUAAAAAAAACACACAGACAGCAGCCCCUCCAUAGUGUGUGAAUGUUCAGGCCUUUUACUCUCCACUUCAGUGCAUAAUGGAAGGUCUAUAGGAAAAAAGCAUAGGAAUAGAAAAGAGAAUGGUAGACAGACACUGAUAGGGAAGUCUAGAUGUAGCCCAUUUGAACGUACUGUGCUGAAACUAUGUAAUGUUCUUAAAUGAGACUGUAAAGUGAAUUUUUUUAAUAUUUGGCAUUGUAGAAAUUGCAUGAUGAAAAGUGUGCAACUGUACCAAAGCACCUGAAUAUAUAUUUGAGCGAGAAAUGAGUGAAUCACACUCAAAUCAAACAACUGAAGAAAUUCCUUAUGAAUACACUCCCUAUUUAAUUGUGAGUAUAUAGCAUACGCUGACUUGACUUCAUCAAAUAACAUUUCUGUAUCUCCAAAUUGGUUUAUGUGUAUGAUACUGUAUGUGUAAUGUAUAUAAAACAGGGUCUACAGUUCUUGGAUUCUGUUAACUGCCAUUUAUUUGAGCUCGUGUAUGUUUCCAGAUUGGUGGUGAUAACUCUGAGUGGCAUCAGUAUGAGCGACACUCCUGCUUCAGUUUCUUUCUUCUCUUUAGGUUUAUGGACAGAAGAAUAGACAGUGUUUGGUCAGUGGUACUGUGCGAGGGUGUCGUCUCUCUUGCAGCCACCUUCUCUGAACGCAAACCCUGCUUUGCUUAUGCUGAAGACAUAUAGCAUUAAUAAAGGUACAGUCAGGUACUUUAACAGCCUCUCUUUAUCAGAUGUCUACUAGCUUAAUACAGAAAUUAUUUUAGCAUGUAUAAAUUUGACAAUACUGUCACGACCUUCCUGUUUUUUUUGUUUGUUUGUUUUGUUUGUUUGUUUUUUCUAAUGUUUCUCUCUCCUGACAUUUCAGUGAAAAGUCAGUAGAUUACUGUGCUGUUUGCUGCUUUUCCUCUGCCUGGCAAGAGGCGGCUUGUUGCCUUCUGACACACAUGAGCUGUCUUCAGGGGUCUUAAGAAUGUGAAGCACUCCCCGCGUUCUGUUGAUAGCACACAUGCCGUGUCCUACUAACAACAUCCAUUUGAACUUAGAGCAAGGCAAAGACAGUGGAGUGGUGCAAAGAUGAAUUUGGCCACUCACCGCUGUUGUCACUUGCAAUGUAAAUAUGUCGAGAGGGCAGGGGGAUCAAUGAUCAAACUUCAUUAAAACUACCAAUAAUUGUACAGGUGUAAAGGCUCCUGUUAACAUAUUUAAUAAUCUUUGUUACUGACCAGUUUUUGAGGGUCUCCUCCUUGUUUUGUGUGGUUAAGUGGCCCAGUGAGCCGGGCUAUUGCAAGUGUCUCCUUCCUUAUUUAUUUGUGAUUUGGCCUUGAAAAUUAUGUAAUGAAAUUAAAAAAAAAGUUUGUGUUGUAA